Molecule: messenger RNA, 3036 nt
Organism: Habropoda laboriosa
Lineage: Eukaryota; Metazoa; Arthropoda; Insecta; Hymenoptera; Apidae
Product: ATP-dependent DNA helicase Q5-like
Exons: 13
Coding region: 1-3036 (1011 amino acids)
Biological process (GO): double-strand break repair via homologous recombination
Cellular component (GO): chromosome; cytoplasm
Molecular function (GO): 3'-5' DNA helicase activity; four-way junction helicase activity; ATP binding
Source: RefSeq, a predicted model, not a curated record
AUGCUGUCAACUGUUUUAAAAUCUGUAUUCGGUUAUGAAGUCUUCAAAAGUGAUGUUCAAAAACAAGCAACCACCGCUGUUUAUAAAGGUAAACAAGAUGUAUUUGUAUGUAUGCCAACUGGAUCUGGCAAAUCACUUUGUUUUCAAUUGCCAGCUAUAAUGAAAGAUGAUAAAGUUGCAAUUGUUUUUUCACCACUCUUAGCUUUAAUGAAGAAUCAAGUAGAUUUUUUAAUUAGCAAAAAAAUAAAUGCAAGUUCAUUGAAUUCAAACACAUCUACCAAAGAUAGAAAUGCAAUAAUUCAAGAUUUAUCAUCUACUUCUCCAAAGAUUAAAUUAUUAUACGUUACCCCUGAAAUGGGUGCACAAAAGCAUUUUCAAGACAUAAUAAUAAAAUUAAGGAAAGCACAGGCACUGUCUUAUUUUGUUAUUGAUGAAGCUCAUUGUUUAAGCCAGUGGGGUCAUGAUUUCAGACCCAGCUAUAGGCAAUUAGGAAUAUAUAAACAAUUAUGUCCCAAUAUUCCAAUAAUUGCAUUAACAGCUACUGCUGCAAAGGAGGUAAAAGAUGAUAUACUGCAAUGUUUAAACAUGAGAAACUCUUUAAUAUUCUCAGUUCCUGUAUUUCGAUCUAAUCUUUACUAUGAUGUAUGGUUUUUAGAAGCAUUAGAUAAGCCUUUUGAACACCUAAAAAGUUUUAUUAUAGAAGCUCUUGGUUCUCAAGAUAAGUCUGUUCCAAAGGUGAAAAAAAGUUGUGGUAUUAUUUAUUGUAGAAAGAAGGAAGCAACUGAAGUAAUUGCAAAUAAAUUGUCCAUUUCUGGUAUACCUACACUAGCAUAUCAUGCUGGUUUAAAAAAUCAAGAACGUAAUGAAGUCCAAAAUAAAUGGACAUCCGGCGAAAUACCUGUUAUUGCAGCAACAUGCAGUUUUGGAAUGGGUGUAGAUAAAGGAUCUGUUAGAUUUGUAGUUCAUUGGACAGUUCCUCAAAAUAUAGCAGCAUAUUACCAAGAAUCUGGUAGAGCAGGCAGAGAUGGUAACCCGGCAUUUUGUAGAAUUUAUUUUAGUAAUGAAGAAUAUGGACCCAUUGCAUUUCUUAUUAAAGAAGAAAUUACGCAAAAAAAUUCGGAACUAGUAAAACUGAGAUGGAAAAAUUUUGAGAAAACUGUCGCGUAUUGCCUUGAAGUAAAAUGUAGACAUGCAGUAUUUUCUAAAUAUUUUGGAGAUAGUCCGCCACCGUGUAAAGAUAGGUGUGAUGUAUGUAAAAACAAAGAUGUUGUUCAAGCAAGAGUAUCGCAGUUUGAAAUGUCUCAAACAAGAACACGAAUAUCGAAACCCAGUAGUAAUUUAGAUGGUAUUGCGUUAUCAAAACAUGAUGGAGAUGAAAAUGAAUUCGGAGGACAACAAGUUUCAAGAGAAAAACUUUUAGCUGAAAGUAAACGGGAAGCUAAAGAAUUAAUUGAGAAACAGUUUGCUAUUCGAAGAAGUAAUAGAAGUAAAAACGAGGAGAUAACGAAACAAAAUCGUGAAGAUGCUAAACAAUCUCAGGUAUGUGCAGCUGAAAGUACUGACAUAAAAAUAAAGGGUUUAGCUGUACAAGUUCGAGAACAUUUUUAUACUCAAUUAAAAUCGGCGUUAUUGGAUAAUUAUCAAAAAAUGUUUCUGGAAUCUAAUGGUCAAACCCAACAAAAUGAUAUGCAUAACAUAGCAUAUGAUCUUGAAUAUAAAGUGUUAUGCAAUACUAAAGUUGCAAAUAAAUAUAAAUUUGACAUGUCUAAAUUGAUUUCUUCCGUGCGUAAGUGUACCAGUGCUAACACGCUUCAUGAAUAUUUAUACGAUUUUAAUACGAAUAGUGAGUUGCUUGUACAAUUAGAAUAUUUAAAUGAUUAUACAAAUAAAGGGGAAGAAAGCGAUAAUCGUUUAGAAGAGAAUAUACAAAUAAAUAAGAAUAUUUCAUGUCCUACAUUUAAAACUGCCUUAGAACUUAGAAAAGACGAUAAGUUAUUAGAAACUAAGUCUAGCAAUAGAAAGAAAUAUUUAUUUAAUGCAAACAUUUUGCAAGAUGACAAUAAAAGCACCAGCACAGGGAAAAAGCAAAAUGAUGUCAAUAAAAGUCAUUUUCUUUUUACCGAGCACGAGAAUGCUGAAAAAAGAAACCUAACAGAAGAAGAUAAUGAAACAGCUGUCAAGGAAGAUAAGACUACUGAUUUUCAAGCAUUAAGUUUCACUUGUGCUCGAAAACUUCACGAGGAUAAUGAAACGUUAUUCAAAAAUCGUGAUAAAAAAUCACGAAAAUCUUCGAAAGAAUCUAUAAAAAAAGAUUUAAAAAAUAAAAAAGCAUUUGUUGCAAGUAAAUCAGUUUAUGAACAAAUUUUGCAAUCUGUAAAAUCACGUUCUGAUGAUACAAUUUCGAUAAGUAAUGAAAGUAAUCAUAGUACAAAUGUUACGGAGGAUUUAAUGGAAUUAAAAAGCGAAAGUAAAAAGAAGCGUAAAAAUGUAGAUUUAUUUAAAGGUAAUAUGGAUGCUGAAUUAAAUAAAAAGGCGAAGUUUGAUGAUAAUAAGUUGUCCCUAACUAAGAGUAAAGAAACUAUUAACGCUAACGAAACUAGUGUAAACGAAGUUUAUCUCGAUAAAAAGAAUAAAACUGACAAUGAAAGGAAUGAAAUUGUACAUAGUAAAAGUGAAAAAGUAUUUUCAGUAAUAAAAGAUAAAGAAAAGCAAGAAGUUUCAAAAGAGGAAAACACGGUAAUUCAACGUACAGAAAAAAGAAGGUCGUCACAAGAAAAACAUGACAAGAAAAGCCAUUCAAAACAACAAAUAAGUAAAAAUAAAAAGAUACUCGUACCUGCAGAUAAAGUGACCCAGUUUAAAACUGCAGAAAUUUUAAAAUCGUAUUUAAUGAAGUACUAUCCAUCUGAACGUAUUCCUGAUCGAACAACAUUUUCAAAAACGUGUAGAGAAAUGCAUCAUACCCUCCUUGCCAAAAAAAUAUUCGAUAAAGGUGGAAUACAACAAUUUGUUACGAACUAUAUGGCGCAGAAUUAA